Messenger RNA from Adelges cooleyi (spruce gall adelgid), 4524 nucleotides. It is a transcript of the gene kat80, whose product is annotated as katanin p80 WD40 repeat-containing subunit B1. The coding region runs from base 410 to 2776 and encodes 788 amino acids. Gene Ontology annotation, cellular component: katanin complex. The transcript has 20 exons. Gene Ontology annotation, molecular function: microtubule binding. The record is from RefSeq and is a predicted model, not a curated record. NCBI's taxonomy places the organism in Eukaryota, Metazoa, Arthropoda, Insecta, Hemiptera, Adelgidae. Gene Ontology annotation, biological process: microtubule depolymerization; microtubule severing.
GAGUGUCCCCACAUAACGGCAACAAACAGCUUACUGCAGCAGUAGGUACCUAUUAACAAUGUUUAGCGAGCAACAGCAGCAGCUGUCGUAGUUUGAAACAUUUUGCCUUUUUUGGGUAUUUUUUCACUGUCCGUCAGUUGAAAAGUAAAAACAACAAUAUUAACAUGUUAAACACAUUUCGUUAUCGUUAAGUGCACCGUCGAAACGUUUCCGCGUAGAUAUCAGUGCGUCGAAAACAUUUAAUGAUUUCCGAUCGUUUUGUGAAACCACCAAAUUGAUGAAACCAGUGCGACGACGUACGACUAAUGGCGGUAUCAGUUAAUUUUUUUAGUAUCAGCGCAAUUCAAGUAUCAUAACGGAUGUUCAGUCUUAACUGAUCGUAUUAGUACUGAGAAUAAGUCCAUAAGAAAUGGCCAAUCCCAAUAAACAUGUUUGUAAAUUACAAGAAUUUUCCGCUCACAAUGCAAACGUUUCAUGUUUGGCUCUCGGUCAAAAGUCGGGCGGCCGAGUGUUGGCUACUGGUGGCGCAGAUAACAAAAUUAAUUUGUGGGCUGUUGGAAACGAGAAUUGUAUCUUGAGCUUAAGUGGCCAUGUAACGCCAAUCGAAUGUGUCCAAUUUGAUCAUUCUGAAGAGUUGGUUGGUGCUGGUAGUCAAACGGGCGCUCUUAAAAUUUGGGAUUUGGCCGCUCAAAAAAUUUUACGCACCUUUAGUGGACACAAGUCGGCUGUAAAGGAGUUAGAUUUUUAUCCUUUAGGCAAUUAUGUGGUGUCGGGUUCCGCAGACACUAGUAUUAAGCUUUGGGACUACCGACAUAAAAAUUGUAUAUACAUGUAUAAAGGUCACGAGGGACCUUUGUCGUGUUUAAAGUUCAGUCCGGAUGGCCAGUGGAUAGCUUCUGCGGGCGAAGAUGGUGGUAUUAAGAUUUGGGAUUUGCGAGUGGGACGUAUGCUGCACGAGUUCGACAAACUUCAUAAAGCAACUGUCACUUCCAUCCAGUUCCAUCCUUUAGUAUUUUUACUUGCCACCAGCGGAGCUGACAAAAAAAUUAACAUUUUAGAUUUAGAAAGAUUUAGCGUAGUUUCGCAAAUAGAGACUGAAAAAUCUACAAUAAGGUGUUUGCAGUUUAGUGCUAAAGGUGAUGUCGUGUAUGGCGGUGGUACAAACUACCUCGGAGUUUAUGGCUGGGAACCGACGAGAACCUGUGAUUCGUUAACUCUGGAUUGGGGAUCAGUUAAUGAGUUAGCCGUAACUGAUAAUCAAAUAGUGGGAGCUACUCAUUAUUCAACUAAUGUUUCGACGUGGGUGAUCAACCUGCCCGAAGGUUAUCCAUUUAAAAAUCAAUUUUCCCCUCCGGACAAGUCGUUGAAAGCCAGCAACACCAUGUUCACAAGAGAUGCUGGAGUCCGGAAAAGUUUCAAUAAACAAAAAACUCGAGAAAUCAUCAAACCCAAACCUAAUAUGAAGUUGAUCGACGAGAGCGAAACAGAAAUCGAGGAGGACAAUCAAGGGGUUAUUAACAACGUUAUCGAUUAUCAUUCAGUGUUCAAACCGAAUAGAACUCUAAAUCGUAGUCCAACUCCAAAAUCUCCAAUGUCAGAAGAUGAUAAUUUGAGUCCUAUAUUAAAGAACCCUCCGAUUGACUUGAAUAAAAUAAAUUCGGUCAAUAAGUAUUCUCCAUCGUUAGACGAUUUGUCCAAAGAAGACGAACAGAAACAUACGUUUGAUAUACCACAAGCUGUGUUGAUGCACACUAGUUAUUCAGAGGCCGAAACGUCGUCAAUGGAAUCUACGCCGUACGAAUCGUUUCAUAUGGCGCAUUCCGAUAGAGACAUCAAUUCGUCGGGGAUUAUCAGUGAUUAUCAUAGUCCUCAUUCUUUGUACAACUCGCCGAGUAUGGUCGAACAUUCUGAUCCCCGAAUAAACCCGUACAUGACUUCUUCGGUCUCGAUGCGAAGUGUCACGGCGGCAAACAUAGCCUCCGAAAGUAUAACGCGACGUCCUUCUUCAUUGCCAGUAUUUAAACAAAACGAUAAUUUCGUUUAUGGAAAUAAAUACACUUCGCCUCAGUUGCAAAGAAAAAUCUCUCAAGACGAGACCACUUCGCCUCAUAUAUCCCAUCACAGACGGAUGUUACCCGCUGAACCCACUGUGGUUACCCAAGAGCACAAAAAGACUGAUAGGCUAACGAAGAAAUACAGUUAUCCGUUGGACGACUUUGAAGACCUGAAAGACAACUUAAACACAAUUACUGACGAAAGUGACAUCCUGGAUUAUCUGUCGAAAAAUCAUAGAUCCACUAUGGGAGUGCUCAAGGAAAGACAGCGCAAUCUAAAUAUUAUACAGACAAUGUGGAUAAACAAAAAUUUCAAAUCUGCAGUCAAUUCAGCCGUCUCGAUGAACGAUGACGCUCUUAUAGCCGAUCUUAUAUCGGUCCUCACACAGCGGCCGAAAUUAUGGUGCCUUGACGUUUGUAGUAUGCUAUUGCCAUCGAUAUCAGAUUUAAUUCAGAGCGGUAACGAAGCGUUUAUUAACGUCAGUUUUAAAGCUAUAAGGGACAUACUACAGUACUUUAUGCCAGUCAUCAAAAACAACAUACACAGACCUUCGGGCAUAGGAGUAGAUUUAAUGCAAGAAGAACGGUGCAACAAAUGCCGCAAAUGCCACGGCAUAUUGAUGAACAUCAGAGCGUUUGUGCUGAAGAGACAGACCGUCCAAGGGAAUUUGGGUCAUAUGUUCAGACAGCUGCACAUGCUUCUACAAUCUAUAGAUAUUUAAUUAUUAACAACAGUAAUAUUAUAGUUUGUUAACCAUGCACUUAAGUCGCCUAAGUUGAACUAAUCUUCGUUAAAUCUAGAAUUAUUAUUAUUACUAUAAUUUUUGUUUUUUGCCAGUAUUAUUUUUUCAUACUUUAAAAUAAUUAACCUAUUGUCUACAGUGGUUCUUUCGAUCCGUUAUACCCCCAAAAAAAAGACAUCAAUAAUAUUGUAUUAUUAUUAUAAUUUUCCAUCAUUCCUUUUACGAUGUGCUUUGAAUGUACGUUUUCUUUGCUAUUAAUUAUUUAAAUAAUUUAAUCGUCGAUUUUCACUUCAAUUUAUUUUUGUAAACUUAACACUGAAACGUAAUGCUAAAGCUUUGUCGUAAAUAAUAUAAACAUACAUCGGUUAUUUGUUGUGAAUUAGUGUUUGAAAAUUAUAAGUAAACAAAAAAUGUACAAGUAUGAAGUAUUAUAUCAAAAAAUUAGAAAUUAAUAAUAAAAGACUAAAAUUACAAUAGCAAUGUUAAAUCCCAGAAAUAUUCAUAAGCAAACCACUGAACACGUUAACGUAUUCAAUGAUUCUUUCGGACAACGCUAUAUUUUUUAAAAAAAUGCCGUAACUACCGAAACAAUUUUUUUUUUUACUUAAAACAUUCUUUUCCACAACAAAAAAAGACAAUAACAUUAGAUAUAAUAUAUAAUAAUAUUUAGCAUAUUUUUUUCUUCCGUAUAUUAAUAUAGACUGUUCUACUAUAUUUUGUAUAUAUUAAAAAAAAAAUGAUUUGUACAUUCACUUUAUGUUUUCAUAAUACAAAAUACUGUAUUAUAGAGUGUAAUAUUUUUAAACAUAAUAUAAGAGAUCUCGUUUCUGUUUUUUAGCAGAAAGUAGUCAAAUAAUAAUAAUUAACUUUUGUUUUAUUUAUUUUGUUUUUUAAUUUUUUUGUUAAAUGGUUUUUUUUUUUUAUUAUUAUUCUUUUAAGUAACUAUGUAAUAUUAAUGUUUUAUAAUAUUUUUAACCGUACUUAGGCUUCUGUAAUUCACAUGUAGCCGUUACGCUUGUCGAUGGCACGAUCCUCUUUUAUUUUUUUCAAUGAAUUUCUCAUAAAAUAGAUAUAUAUUUAACGCAAACAUCAAGAAAUAGCAUUUGUAAAAAAUUAAGCAAUACGAGGUUAAUAAUAUCGAUACAAAUGUCCAGUACGAUAUUACUCGGUUUUGGCGUUUUUAAAAUUGUAUAAUUUCUUUUUUAAAAAAAACAGGUAUGCAAUUUGAAGUGUACUAUUUUAUAUAACAUUUGUUUGUUUCAAUCGUUUGAAAUAUUUACUAACUAUCGUGUGUGUGACUUUCAAAAGUAUUUUAGCAGUAUAAGGCGUAUUUAGUGUAUUCGUAGAGGCUUUUGUAAAAAAAAUUACAAAAGCACAUGAAUUACUUUUAACACUGUACAAUUAAAAUAAUAUGAGCUUGUUAAAAUAAUAAUAAUAUGUUUUUAAAUUAUUGUUAUUAUUAAUAUUGAUAUUGCCACAGUGGUGUGUAACCGCGUUUGCUAAGCUAAUCUUUGUUGCAAAUAAUAAACCUAACUAAUUUUUUUUAAACCCGUAUUUUGUUAUUUAUAAUUUGUUUUUACCUAUAUCCGUUUGUAUUUCAAAUAUUCCAAACCAGUUGUAAUAAUUAAUUUUGUAAAAAACGCUUGCUGUGUGUGUUAAAAAAAAUAAUGUUACUUAAAGACAUACUGUUGGCCGGUUAAAUUGUCAUUUAUUUACUUAUAUUCUUU